AUGCACUUUCUAUGGCCCCUCGUCGCCACGGUAAUCGCGAGCGUCACCACACGACUGCCCUUUGCUUCAGCAGACUCGACGAGUCGGAACCCCAUCACCAACCUCGCGGUUGUCAAGAGCCCUGACCUGCAUACGCCCAAUCACCGGGUCACCGCGCUCUCAACCUUCGACCUCUCUUUCGACGUCUUCGACCGGCGGAUAAAGCUUGUUCUAGAGCCGAACCACGACAUCAUACAAGAUGGCGCCACUGUCGAGUAUCUUGGGCCGGACGGGCAGGUCAGGCACAGGGAGGUCAUUGACCGGCUAGAGCACAAGGUGUACAAAGGCGCUGCCUGGGCGCGGAACGGGCAGAGAGAGUGGACACGGACAGGCUGGGCGAGGAUAACAGUGAGGAGGGAUGGCAUAUACCCGCUGUUCGAGGGCGCAUUCACCAUCGACCACAUCCACCACCAUGUGCAGAUGAGCAGCAACUACAUGCAGACACGACAUGCGCUGGACCCGGAGCUUGUGCUGGACGCUGACGACUUCAUGGUCGUAUGGCGGGACUCUGACAUCGCUGGGUUUGGGCAGGCGGAGCACUCGGAGCUCAAGCGCGAUCUCGGCUUGGGAGGACUGGAAAGCCGCGAUGCGUGCCAAAGCGACCGGCUAGACUUCAACAUUCAGCCCGACCACCCCGUCCACAAGAUGCUCCGCCGGGACGACAGCUACUGGAGUACGCCUGUUGAGUCUCUAUUCAGCAAGCGUCAGAACGACGGCAUCCCCGGCUCCGGCAACUCCGCAGGCGUCAACCUCGUCUCGACCAUCGGCCAGACACUCGGCUGUCCCAGCACCCGCAAGGUCGCUCUCGUCGGCGUCGCCACCGAUUGCACCUACACGUCCGCCUUCAACUCCACGGAGACGGCGCGCCAGAACGUCAUCAACCAGAUCAACUCCGCGUCAGAUCUGUACGAGAGCACGUUCAACAUCACGCUGGGGCUGCAGAACCUGACAGUUAGCGACGCGACGUGUCCUGGGAGUGCGUCGAGCUCGACGCCCUGGAACAUACCGUGCUCGGGUAAUACCAAUAUCCAGGACCGUUUGAACCUGUUCAGCCAGUGGAGAGGCGAGAGGCAGGACAGCAACUCGCACUGGACGCUGCUGACGACGUGCAACACGGGUUCCGCAGUGGGAUUGGCCUGGCUGGGCCAGGCAUGUAUCCAGGGCGUCCAGAACUCGAGCUCAAGCGGAUCACAGGAGUUCGUGAGCGGCGCCAAUGUCGUCGUGCGCACGGCGUCAGAGUGGCAAGUCAUUGCCCACGAAACCGGCCACACCUUCGGCGCCGUGCACGACUGCACCUCCUACACCUGCGGCUCCUCCAACACCGUCUCGGCGCAACAAUGCUGUCCGCUCUCCGCCGGCACCUGCGACGCCGGCGCGCAGUACAUCAUGAACCCGUCGACGGCCGGCGGCAUCGCGCGCUUCUCCCCAUGCUCGAUCGGCAACAUCUGCAGCGCCUUCGGCCGCAACAGCGUCAAGAGCGACUGCUUCACCAACAACCGCGACGUCACGACUAUCAGCGGGCAGAUGUGCGGCAACGGCAUCGUCGAGGAAGGCGAGGAGUGCGACUGCGGCGGCCCUGAAGGGUGCGGCGAUAAUGCGUGCUGCGAGCCUGCGACGUGUCAAUUCCGUGCCGGGGCUGUGUGUGAUGAUGCGAAUGAGGACUGCUGCCGCGGCUGCCAGCUUGCAUCCGCAGAGACGGUGUGUAGACCUUCGACGGGGGUCUGCGAUCCGCAGGAGACGUGCUCGGGGAGCUCGUCGUACUGUCCGGCGGAUAACACGAAUCCGGAUGGCGAGAGCUGUGGCGAUGGGCUUAGCUGCGCGAGCGGGCAAUGCACGAGUCGGGAUCUGCAGUGCAAGACUGUCAUGGGGAGCUACACAAGAGGGAACGAUACCUAUGCCUGCGACAGCAGCAGCUGCAUGCUGACCUGUGCAAGCCCGGAGUUUGGGCCGGGUAUCUGCUAUGGGCUACAGCAGAACUUUUUGGAUGGGACUGAUUGCGCGGGUGGGGGGAAAUGCCAGAACGGCCAAUGCCGCGGCGCCUCCUUUACCGGCGCAGUCGGUUCCUGGAUCGACGACAACCUAAACGUCGUGAUUGGUAUCGCCGCCGGGGUGGGCGGUCUCAUCGUCAUCAUCAUCCUGUCCUGCCUCAUUUCCUGCUUCCGGCGGCGCAGACGGCGCGGCAAGCGCGUGCAGCCGCCGCAGGGCUGGCAGGGGCAGCAUAGGGGUCACAGUGGACGAAGCGUGCAGAUGGGACAGAUGCCACCGCCGCAGGGUGGGCAGCAGAGUGGGCAGUGGUAUGGGCCGGCGCCGCCGCAGCCGGCUUAUGCGCGGCAGAGUAGUGUGAGGUAUGCAUAG
Molecule: messenger RNA, 2394 nt
Organism: Coniosporium apollinis CBS 100218
Lineage: Eukaryota; Fungi; Ascomycota; Dothideomycetes
Exons: 3
Coding region: 1-2394 (797 amino acids)
Biological process (GO): proteolysis
Molecular function (GO): metalloendopeptidase activity
Source: RefSeq, a predicted model, not a curated record